UUUAACAUCGGACACCCUGCCUGCCUUGUAGACCCUCUGAGACACACACACACACACGCUGGGAAGAUACAUCCUGCUUGUCUUUAUUAUGCUGUUGGGCUUAUUGACCAGGAGGCUGGGUGUGUGUGGUCGUCUCAAAGAUGUCAUGGCACCCUGCCUACCGAAUUUCCAAGUUCCGCCAUGUCUAUGGCAAGGCCGCCACCAAACACCAUGGCUACAACGGGGUCCCCAUCACACACAGUGUCCAUGACAACCACUACUGCUCGGUCAACCCGCGCUUCGUCGCCAUUGUGACGGAAUGCUCUGGGGGCGGGGCCUUCCUGGUCCUUCCCAUCCACCACACUGGCCGGGUGGAUCCUCACCAGCCCAAGGUGUGUGGACACAGUGCCAGAGUCUUGGACGUCAAGUGGAAUCCAUUCGAUGACCUGAGCAUCGCUUCCUGUUCUGAAGACUGCACGGUGAAGUUAUGGGACAUCCCAGCCCACGGUGUCCACCAGGACAUCACCCGCCCCAGGAAGGUCCUGAAGGGUCACACACGCAGGGUCAGCCUGUUGGAAUGGCACCCCACAGCCAGAGACAUCCUGCUCAGCUCUGCAUAUGACUAUAAGGUCAUGGUGUGGGACGUGUCGUUGUGUGAGUCAGUGUUGAGGACCCCAGUGGUGGUGAUUUCUCUCCACUCUGAGCUGGUUCUCUCUAUGUCCUUCAACACGGAUGGCUCCUCGCUGGCCACUACCAGUCUGGACAAGAGGGUCAGAGUCAUCAACCCUCGAACCGGACACCUGCUACAGGUCUCCAGCAUUAAGCACCACAGGGCCAAUAAGGUUGUGUAUGUAGGAGACCACAACAUGCUGCUGUCUACUGGGAUCUCUCCCUGGAACCAGAGACAGAUGGUCCUGUGGGACGGGGAUGACUUGUCUGAACCUCUGUUGGAGGAGGAGCUAGAUGAUGCUGCAGGAGUUCUGUUUCCAUUCUACGACCGAGACACUCACCUGCUGUACCUGGCAGGCAAGGGAGACGGUAACAUAAGGUACUAUGAUAUCAGUUGUGUGAAGCCCUACGUUCAGUUCCUCGAUGAAUACCGCUCCAUCCUGCCUCAGAAAGGUCUUGGGGUGAUGCCAAAGCGGGGCCUGGAUGUGAGUUCAUGUGAAGUUUUCCGGUUCUAUCGUCUAGUGACCAUUAAGGACCUGGUUGAGCCGCUUUCCAUGAUCGUUCCUCGCAGGUCCCCAGAGAUCUUCCAGGAGGACAUCUUCCCCAUGACAGCAGGAAAUGAGGCGGCCAUGACGGCUCAACAGUGGCUCUCUGGGUUAAACAGAGGCCCGGUGCUGACUUCUCUGAGACCUGGGACUAAAGUAGCUAACCCCUACCCGGCGAUGCCCCCCAGGACUGGUCUGGCCAGGGUGGACGUCCAGGGUCUGCCCGGGGGACCCACGGAGCAGGCCUUCCUCCAGGAGCAGGUGGCUUACCAGAAUGCCAAGUACCCCAAGGAGCUGGCCGAUCUGACUGGCUGGCAGGCAGACGAGACCCAGGCCCCAGGAUGGGCAUACACACCCCACUGCCGUGAGCCCUCAGAGUGCCCUCCUCCCAGGGCAGAGAACGAGCUGCUGCAGGUGUUUUACAGACAGCAGGAAGAGAUCAGCGAGCUGAGAGAACAGCUCCACCAGAGUGAGGUCCGAAUCACACAGCUAGAACUUGAAAUAAAGAACACGCGAAACAACAUGAGAGAUGCAUUCUGAUUCAACCAAUCAAACACAAGUCACCAACACAUUACAGAAGAGUCAACUUGUGAAACAACCAGUCACUUAAGACCCACCUCCUGAUCUAACCUAUCAGUGAUGACCCACCUUCACAUUCGUACAGCCUUCUAAUAAAACCAAACAAUGUC
Esox lucius (northern pike) is the source of this 1882-nucleotide messenger RNA. It is a transcript of the gene coro2ab, whose product is annotated as coronin-2A. The transcript has 13 exons. Gene Ontology annotation, molecular function: actin filament binding. Lineage: Eukaryota; Metazoa; Chordata; Actinopteri; Esociformes; Esocidae. The record is from RefSeq and is a predicted model, not a curated record. The coding region runs from base 141 to 1733 and encodes 530 amino acids. Gene Ontology annotation, biological process: actin filament organization.